This is a messenger RNA of Symbiodinium pilosum, 1237 nucleotides long. Lineage: Eukaryota; Dinophyceae; Suessiales; Symbiodiniaceae. The record is from the annotation of a GenBank genome assembly.
AUGUCAGGCCCUUCCAGCAGUUCGCAGAGUGCAACUUCCUAUUUGACGGUGCUGGAGAACGAGGUGACCAGUGGCACAGGUCUGAGCAUGCGUAUGCCUGAGAACGACAACCCUGAUUACCAGACCUUUGCUGUAGAUGAGAAUUGUGGCUUUCAUCUGGCCGCUGCGCCAGCAUACGUGCUCUCCCGGAAAGGCUGGUUCCAUGGUGCUGAAGGGUGCCAAGAUGGCGAUCCUGUGCAUUUGUGGAAGGACAUUCGUGGUGGCCCGAAUGGUGGCAAUCAGCGCUUCUUGGUGAAGAGAGGGCAAUUGUUGUUGGAAGGCACCCAACUUGCAGUGAGCCGUGCCGGAGCUGGUGGUAUAUGUUUGCGGCAGUCGCCACAUGAUCGAGCGUUGACCGUCUGCUUGCGGGAUUAUGAUGCAUCCGUCCCUCGCGUAGCCCUGACCUGGACUGAGCAAGUGCCCCUGGAGAUGCAAGCUGUCCAAAGCUCGCACAGUGCGAAUGGACCUGCUGGAGAGGCUUUGCAGGAGAUGGAAGAUGGUCAUGAUGGCCAAAGCUCGCAAAGUGCGAAUGGGCCUGCUGGAGAGAUGCAGGCAGAAUCAGAACGCCUGGAAGAUGUGCCACCACAGGCUUUGCAGGAGAUGGAAGAUGGUCAUGAUGGCCAAAGCUCGCAAAGUGCGAAUGGGCCUGCUGGAGAGGUGCAAGCAGAACCAGAGCGUCUGGAAGAUGUGCUGCCACAGGCUUCGCGGAAAAUGCAAGAUGGCCAAAGCCCGCAAAGCGCAGAUGCAUCUGAUUUGGGAGCUUUGCCUGAUGUGAAUGCAGAAUCGGGAUGCUUGCAACUGAUGCCCCCAGAGGCUUUGUGCUUCUACAUCGGGGAUAGCCUUGGCACUGCCGAUGAGGACACACUCCCUUGGUGUGUGUGUUGGCUGCCGCUGAGCAAGAGCGUUGCGCCCAAUGGCCUUUCUUUCGUGCUGGUUCGCGGCGCUGGGCUGGCUGCUGCUGACUUCGAGGCUGUGGUGAAUAGCUUGAAGAUCCUGAAGGAAGCUCAGAUUCAGAUCGAUUUCACCCCCAAGAACGACAUGGGCAUCAUUGCUCUGGUGCUUGAUUGCACAGUUGCUGCUAAACGCUGUGGCUUGCCGGGCCUGUACCUCAGGGGCGACCACGGCGCACAGCAGAAGUGUGCCGAUUGUGGCAAGGACUUCGUCUUCGAGCUCAACAACGUUUACAUCGCAGACCCGA